CCUGUUCUCAGAAAGAAGCAAGAUCGCAACUUGGAGGCUGGCACAAACCUGUCACCGAUAUUUAUUUUCAUAGUCUUCUCUUUUGUAUUUCCUCAGCUCACGUCUUUUCGGUGAAAAGAUCAAUACCUGGCCGGCGGGGCCAUAUGCAUAGUUGCUGCACGCUCGUCGCACCUCAUCCGACCAAAUACAUGCACAACUGGUUGCGACCGCUUUUUUCCAGUGGAAACCGAAUCCGAUAUCUGCUCCGAGCAAGCAUCCAAUAACGGCGCUCUGCUCCAACACAACUCCCAAAACAACGAUAGAUUUACACACAGGGGGUUAUCGACUUUCUUCCGAUCAGCAUGUCGAACUACUACGGCGCACCCAACAACCAAGCAUACGGGCCCUCAUCGGCCCAGAACCUCCAGUUCUACCCCUCCACAUACUCACCCGGCGUCGGCGGCGGCGCACAACCACAACAAGGAAGCUACGGCGGCUACGGAGCUCCCCCGGCGCAGCAAGGUGGCGGCUAUGGCGUCUCGUCCGGUGCUGGUUUCAAUUCGGGCUUUGGCGCCGCGGCGGGGGUUUCGGGGCGCAUGGGCGAGCAGGGCGGCUUGAGGACGGGUCUCUUGGCAGCCUUCUCUACCGAAGGUUACGAGGGUGAGCCGCCGCUGUUGGAGGAGCUUGGUGUGAACUGGGAUCAUAUAUGGAAAAAGACACUCGCCGUGCUCAACCCCUUCAAGCGUAUAGAUCAACACCUCAUGGACGACUCAGACCAGGCCGGACCGAUACUAUUCUUCAUCCUUUUUGGCUUCUUCCUGCUAUUCUCGGGCAAGCUUCACUUUGGCUACAUAUACGGCCUCGCGGCCCUGGGAUCAAUCGCCCUGCACCUCAUUCUCUCCCUAAUGUCACCCAGCGACGGACCCCACUCCUCCGCCCCCGGUGCCGCACCCCCUUACUCGUCGUCACCCGCGUACCCCGACGCCUCGGGAUCUGCCGUGUCGGGCGGCGGCCCAGGCCAGCAGGCGGGCGGCCACCUGUCGAGCACGCUGACCAUCGGCCGCUCGGCGUCCGUGUUGGGCUACUGCCUGCUGCCGCUGGUGGGGACGUCGGCCAUCGGCGUCGUCAUGCCCAUGGAUACGCCCUUUGGCAUCGUCCUGACCGCCUUCGCCAUCAUGUGGUGCACGUACAGCGCCUCAGGCAUCUUUGUCGCCGUCGGCCGCAUGCGGGGUAUGCGCGGUCUGGUCGCCUACCCGCUCGCCCUUUUCUACGUCGGCUUUGGUAUCAUGAGCAUCUUUAGCAGCCGCGGAAGUGGGUCCAUGGCCAAGCUGGCUGACGGUUCGUCUCGUGUUGCUGCAUGAUCAAAGUGUUUCAAAAACGGGGUUUGGAAUGAAAAGAAGAAGAAAAAACAAAAAAAAGGACAUCAGAGGCGUGGGAAGAAUAGCUCGAUGGCUGUCGAAAGGGUUCUCAAUGGGCCCGGACAUCAUCAGAGUGAAACACAGGACAAGCAGCAGUGACCCAACUUCUAGGACCUCAAUUGCUCGCUUGUCUGCACGAGGGGGAUGGGGCUCUUGUGGGGAGGUGCCUAUGAUGUGUGAAGGAUUGCGGCUUGAACGGGCGCAUCAUAUGCAACGGAUUGGCGGGCUUGACGCGCGGAAGAUAAGGGGAGCUCUUGCUGAUGAUAUAUUCUACACCAAGCCGGCGACAGGCGAGUUUUUGACCCAUGUACUUUUGUAUAGAAAAGGCGUUGUUAGCUCUGGAGGAUGAUACACUGGGAUAUCAUGUUAUGCAUGUUCUGGGGAUGCCAAUAACUAGCCGUA
Messenger RNA from Pyricularia grisea, 1799 nucleotides. RefSeq lists its product as uncharacterized. Gene Ontology annotation, biological process: endoplasmic reticulum to Golgi vesicle-mediated transport; vesicle fusion with Golgi apparatus. The transcript has 2 exons. Gene Ontology annotation, cellular component: trans-Golgi network. The coding region runs from base 342 to 1340 and encodes 332 amino acids. The record is from RefSeq and is a predicted model, not a curated record. Lineage: Eukaryota; Fungi; Ascomycota; Sordariomycetes; Magnaporthales; Pyriculariaceae.